AUCACGACAUGUGCCGCUAUUAACAGUCAGUGGACCGAAGCGAAGUAGUCAACUAACCACCGUUGUUUUCUUGGUCUUUUCCGAUUAGAUGGGGCUCGCGUACAAAUAAAUAGGCACAAUGCCUGCCUCUUCCAAUUGUCGUCUCUCAUAACUCUCCCAGGCUAGAGCUUCUCUUAGUGUUUACAACGCAUUUUCACGAAAAAUGCGUUUUACUCCGUCUCUCUCCUCCACGGCCAUGGUUGCCUUGAGUGCCAUGCAAUUGGCUGCAGGCGCGGUGUUCGAUUUUGAGUCCUGCCCGGCUGAUAUUCCCUUCAGUUGUCAGAACACGACCGCAGUGUCCGACUCUUGUUGCUUCAACUCUCCAGGAGGUGCACUUCUUUUGACCCAGUUUUGGGACACCGAUCCCCCAACUGGUCCCUCUGAUUCCUGGACCCUUCAUGGACUCUGGCCCGAUAACUGCGAUGGCAGCUACGGGCAAUUCUGCGACAAGUCGCGCGAGUAUUCGAACAUCACCUCCAUCCUUCAGGAUCAGGGCCGGACAGAACUUCUGUCCUACAUGCAGAAAUACUGGCCCAGCUAUGAGGGCGAUGAUGAAGAAUUCUGGGAGCAUGAGUGGAACAAGCACGAAAUAAUAAUAAAAGGAACCUGCAUCAACACGAUCGAACCAAGCUGCUACAAGGAUUACUCCCCGCAGAAGGAGGUAGGCGAUUAUCUGGAAAAGGCCGUGGAGCUUUUCAAGGGUCUGGAUAGCUACAAGGCCCUCGCCAUAGCUGGCAUCACUCCCGAUUCCUCCAAGACUUACAAACGGAGCGAGAUUGAGUCUGCGCUUGCUGAAGUCCAUGGUGGCCACAAGCCGUACAUCAGCUGCGAGAAAGGUGCACUGAACCAGAUCUGGUAUUUCUUUAAUAUCAAGGGCAAUGCUAUCACCGGCGAGUAUCAGCCAAUUGACCCUCUCGCGUCUCCUGGAUGUUCUUCCUCGGGUAUCAAGUACCUGCCGAAGUCGAAGAGCAAUAAUGCCUCCGCGCCAGCCUGGCGAUUCCGGAGAGAAAGGGCUAACCAAUCUGUUCGCUUGGGUUAAAACGAUCUACUCGAGAUGAAAGUGGUAUAGAUGAUGAAAACUAUAUGUCCUCCGGUCUGUUAGGUUGCACAAUGACAUGUUUACAUAUUAUGAUUAGGAUGGUUUGAUUCUGUAUGAGACUAUGUCACUGAUAGUGGUUAAUGUACAAGGUUGGUGCUUCUGUGGCGUACGAAUAAUCCCUCGUACUCGAAGUGAUGAAAGGGCCAUGAAGACCACGAGAAAUGGCACGACUAUCCUCUAAACUUGUAUCACUCCGAUAUGAUGAGUGGUGUCCAGAUAAGAUCGGACGACCGUACAAAUCGAAGGCGGC
This is a messenger RNA of Aspergillus alliaceus, 1388 nucleotides long. RefSeq names its product T2 family ribonuclease. The coding region runs from base 203 to 1078 and encodes 291 amino acids. Gene Ontology annotation, cellular component: extracellular region. Gene Ontology annotation, biological process: RNA catabolic process. The record is from RefSeq and is a predicted model, not a curated record. NCBI's taxonomy places the organism in Eukaryota, Fungi, Ascomycota, Eurotiomycetes, Eurotiales, Aspergillaceae. The transcript has 5 exons. Gene Ontology annotation, molecular function: RNA binding; ribonuclease T2 activity.